Molecule: messenger RNA, 297 nt
Organism: Microthlaspi erraticum
Lineage: Eukaryota; Viridiplantae; Streptophyta; Magnoliopsida; Brassicales; Brassicaceae
Source: the annotation of a GenBank genome assembly
AUGGCUUGGCAGAAACUGUGCAAAGAUAUGGACAAAGGAGGGCUUGAUGUCCAUGAUAUAGGCAAAUUCAAUCAGCCUCUGUUGGGGAAACAAGCUUGGCGAGUCUUGAGAAGACCUUCUUACGCUUGGAGGAGCCUCAUUUCACGGCAAAGAACUGUUGAAACAGGGGUUGAUUUGGUCAAUAACACUUCGGGACACUGGGAUACUACACGUGCUAUGCAGACUUUCUCUCCCGAGGAUGCUCAGCGAGUCCUUCAGAUUAAACUAUCUUCGAACCGUGAUAAUUCUUUGACUUGA